AUGGACCAGAUGGAACCUCACCAAGAUCUAAUAUUUGACGCAACACUCGCAUUGUCGUCCAAUCCACUAUUUCACCAACCAUUCUUAGAGGUGUCUCGACAUAUCUCCAAAGCCCCUAACGAAGACCACGACUCUUACGACCCAUCAACGUUCACGACCUUUGCGCGGCAACGCCAGCCGACUGUUCAACGACCUUCUUCCUCUACUUCAGCCGACCAAUUCCGACCCCCGAGCGGCUCUGACACCCAGCGUCCCUUACGUCGUAUCCCUCGCCAGGCAGAGGUCCGCCAAUCCGCCCACCGUCGAGCGGUAUCCUUAGGCGCCCAGGUUCCACAUACUAAUCGACCCCAACCGGCGCGUACAACCCCGGUCUCCGUGCAACACGCCGCAGCCAGUGCCAUCGCAGCGCUACGUCCGGCCGUUUCCGAAGCAGAGACCGACGACAACGGGUCUACCGUCGACGACCCCUACCAGCUUCUCACUACAUCAUACUGGCCGCAGAGAAAGACCGGAGUUUCGUCGCGCACCGCGUCAGCGAUCCUUUUUGCCCUUGAAGAAGCUAUCCGUGGACCGCUACAGCUCUCCACUGACUGGGACGAGGUGAAUGCUUCCAUGUCAGACAUGGCAGGCGUCGCUGGCCCCGCCGGGCCUGUGGGCAAUAGCCGUGUUCAGAAUGGUGGAGCCCGUGUACCCCAGAACCCCAUCUCAGGGACAUCACAGCCACCAAGUGGAAUGAGGACCCCUACGGACAUAAUGAGACAGCGCCGGGAUCGAGAGGCUCGCCGCAAAGCGGAACAAGAAGCCCGGGAGAGAGAACAGGAAGAAUUGGAACGACAACAACUGGAGCAAGAACAACAGGCUCACGCUGAAGCCCAGGCCCAAUUACAGGCCCAGGCCCAGGCUCAACAAUAUCCCGCUGGCGUUGCCGCCGACAAUACCUCUCAGUCAAGAAUUAGAGCGUCACGAGCGAGGGGCCCCGAAGGCCAACCUCAACCCAUGCCCGUCGCUUCCGGACCAACAGCUGCUUAUCGACCAACAGCAGAUGUUGCCCCGAGUACCCGACCAUCAGAAUACCAGACCGCACCACCGACAGUUGGAACAGGGCAACUGGCUAGCCAGCCACGACUGACACAGGCAACUGGCCAGCAGCCUCAGCACGGUCGCUCGCAGAGUGCGGCAGAAAUUGGAGCUCAAACCAGACCAAUUGGGGUCUCCAAGUCCGCCCAGGCCCUACCUGCGGGACAGUCUGGUGCUCCUCAAGCUCUUCAGCAGCCAAAACGUGUUGGGUUUCCCCACGCAUUCGAGCGAUGGGAAACACUCUCCUCACACUGGGAGGGUCUCACUAGCUAUUGGAUGCGAAAACUCGAACAAAACAACGAGGACCUAGAGCGUGAUCCGAUCAGCCAACAAUUGGCUCGCCAAAUCACCGACUUAUCUGCCGCUGGUGCCAAUCUAUUUCACGCAGUGGUUGAGCUGCAACGUCUCCGAGCCUCCUCCGAACGCAAGUUCCAGCGCUGGUUUUUUGACACCCGCGCUGAGCAGGAACGCUCCAAAGAAGUGCAGGCAGAAUUAGACCGUCAGCUCAAAGAAGAACGGCAAGGCCGAGCCGAUGCCUUUUCCGCCGCCCAGGAAGCCGCAAAGGACAAAGUCAAGGCCGAGGAACUGCUCAAAGAAAUGCGUCGCGAACUUCAAAUCUCCAAGGAGGAGGCCCGCCGCGCCUGGGAGGAACUUGGCCGUCGUGAGCAAGAAGAGCGAGACCGAACUAACUCACUGCGGAACGGGGAGCCGACUCUCGUUGGAGGAGUUCAGGUUGUUCCUAUGGUUUCUGGCCUCCCGAGUCGUCACACUACCCGGCCGCAGACCCGCGAGGGUCCCUACCCCGGCGGACCGACCGCCACAACCAUGGGCACUGAUGCGUACCACGGCAAGUCCGCAGCGAGCGCAGGCGGCAAGUACUACGAAGAUGGCACGCCGAUGUCUCCCACAGGGUCAGACCCUUUCAUCGAACCCAAAAAGGUAGACCCACCUGCCUCCAAAGCCCCCUACCCGGGUCCACUGUAUGAUCACGAAAACACUGUCCCAUACCCAGGACCCACCACCUCAGAACCUGACACACGCUCCUACGUCGGCAGCAGUGAAGCCGGUGACGAAGACUAUGUCCCCUAUCCUGACGAUCCUCAUGGAAACCCCGUCAGCUAUCCACCAGGUCCUUCGUCAGAGGGAAGCGAAGAGUAUGACCCAGAAGGCCACUACAUGCCCGAUGGCGCCUACACCUCCGCUGCCUCUUCUGCACCACUGCAAGCUCCGCAUACACCCACCUCGGCUGCGGACUACAGUGGCUCUGGCUGGGGCCCUGGCACUGGGUGGGAGUCUGUGACCCCACGCCAUCGUCACCCGACGCGUCUGAGUGAUGUCCUCGAGGAAGACGAGCCCAGUCGCACGAAUCCCAGCCGCGCUACCAGUCGCAGUCAGGCCAGUCGGAGUAUCCUUUAA
Penicillium coprophilum is the source of this 2493-nucleotide messenger RNA. RefSeq lists its product as uncharacterized. The transcript is spliced from 2 exons. The record is from RefSeq and is a predicted model, not a curated record. Lineage: Eukaryota; Fungi; Ascomycota; Eurotiomycetes; Eurotiales; Aspergillaceae. Bases 1 to 2493 code for a protein of 830 amino acids.